GAAGAGCUGGCAGACUUGGGGGGGGGGGUGGAGAGAAGCGUCCAGGAAAGACUCAUCCAGGCGGGGAUAGCGAGCGGAAAAGACAGCGAAAGACGGUCUGACAACGUCGGCGAAAUCUUCCAGGUCCUUCUAAGCCGCUCGGAGCGCCUUCUGGACCGUCGUGCUCGUCAAAUUGGCGCGUAUUUGACAACCGUUUCAAGGCACGGUGACUCAGUGCAGCCUGCUUUGUGGAAGGCUGCCUGUGUGAUUACUCCGGUGGAAGAAUCAGUGGGAGAAAUACAGUACAGUACAGUGUGCAAUGCAGUACAGUGUACAAUACAGUACAGUGUACAAUACAGUGCAGUGUACAGGACAGUAGCUUUUGCUUAUAACUGUUUAAUAGAGAAAAAGAGCCCCCUGACAAAUGUUUUCGCCACAGCUGAACACUUUUACACGAGUGCACCUAUCAGGACACAAAUCUCCUCCUUGGAUUAUAACUUCAUUAUUGUAAUCCCGCCCGCUCCAUCAUCAUCAUGUACGGAAGCUCCCGUUCCGUUUCCAAGCUGGACGUUGUGGGAUCCAACGGCUCAGGAAGCCCGGGACGUUCCCCUCGGCUGCCCCGCUCCCCACAUUUGGGACACCGACGGAACGGCAGCAGCAGCUCCACCAGCGGCGGGCUCACUGUCUCAGGGAAAACCUUGUCCAUGGAGAAUAUCCAGUCGCUCAACGCCGCUUAUGCCACAGGGGGCCCGAUGUACUUCACAGACGGUGCAGAAGACCCAGUCGGACUCGGGAGCCUCGGCAGUGGCUUAAACCCAUCGUUGCCCAAAAGCACCAUGACGCUGGGCCGGGCUGGGGCAAGGGUGCCCUACGGGAUACGGUCUGCCUUUGUGGGGAGCAGCCCCAAUAUCAACACUGGAUUAGGUGGAGGGGCUGGGGGGAUCAUCGCCAGUGAUGCCAUAGCAUUUGGUGGGGAGGGGCAAGGCCAGACUCCACUGGCUGCCACUGUGCCACACUCCAUGAGACAGCAGGUGAGAGAGGGCGCCAUGACGGACCUGCAGACCCAGCUGAGAGAAGUCCUGAGAGAGAAUGAACUUCUUCGCAGAGACUUAGAUGCCAGGGAGUCCAAGCUGAGCUCGUCCAUGAACUCCAUCAAGACCUUCUGGAGUCCAGAACUGAAGAAAGAACGUGCGCUGAGGAAGGACGAAGCCACAAAGAUGGCCGUAUGGAAGGAGCAGUACAGAGUGGUGCAGGAGGAAACGCAGCAUCUCCAGUGCACCAUCCAAGCCCUCCAAGACGAGCUGCGCAUCCAGCGCGAUCUCAACCAGCUCUUCCAGCCCGACUUCUCCGAGUCGGGUCAUCUCGGGUCCCUGCAGGCCAUCUCCCCGCAGGAUAUGACGGAGGAGAACUUCCUGCGUCUCCACAGCGAAUACGAGCGCCAGGUGAAGGAGCUUUUCCUCCUGAGGAAGACGUUGGAAGAAAUGGAGCUGAGGAUCGACACCCAGAAGCACACGUUGAAUGCAAGGGAUGAGUCCAUCAAGAAGCUCCUGGAAAUGCUGCAGAGCAAAGGCCUGUCAUCGUGCACCACUGAGGAGGACCAUGAGCGGACGAGACGCCUGGCUGACGCCGAAAUGACCAUCCACCAGCUGGAGGGCCUGCUGGAGCAGAAGGACAAGGAGAUGCUGCAACUUAGAGAGGAGCUGCACAGGAGGUACGAAGCAGCUCCUGAGUCCACCAAGACCAAGGCCCUGCAGACGGUCAUUGAAAUGAAGGAUGCCAAGAUCAGCUCGCUGGAGCGCGCCAUGAGGGAGCUGGAGGACGAGGUGAACAUGCUCAAGUCCAACGGAGCGCUGAGCUGCGAGGAGCGAGAGGAGGAGAUCAAGCAGAUGGAGGUGUACAGGUCGCACUCCAAGUUUAUGAAGAACAAGGUUGAUCAGCUAAAGGAAGAGUUAGGUCACAGCCAAUCAGAGAAGGAGGCGCUCAAGGAACGGGCCACUGAGCUGCAGCGUGAGGUGUCCGCAAUGGAUCAAGCCAAGCAGGAUCUGAAUCGUAAGGACAGCGACCUUCUGGCUCUCAGGACCAAGUUGGACACUCUGAACAACCAGUUUUCUGACAGCAAACAACAUGUGGACGUCCUUAAGGAGUCUCUCACGGCCAAGGAGCAGAGGGCCGCCAUCUUGCAGACUGAGGUGGACGCUCUACGCAUUCGCCUGGAGGAAAAGGAGUCGCUUCUGUCCAAAAAGAGUAACCAGAUAUCCGAGAUAACGGAUGAGAAGAGCACCCAGCAUGGUGAGAUCAGCGACCUCAAAGACAUGCUGGACGUCAAGGAACGCAAAGUCAACGUGCUCCAGAAGAAGAUAGAGAACCUCCAGGAUCAGCUGAGGGACAAAGACAAGCAGCUGAGCGGCCUUAAGGACAGAAUCAAAUCUCUGCAGACGGACACGUCCAACACCGACACGGCCCUGGGAACCCUGGAGGAGGCUCUUUCCGAGAAGGAGCGCACCAUAGAACGACUGAAAGAGCAGCGGGAGAAGGAGGAAAGAGAGAAAGGCGAUGAGAUGGAGUCUACCAAAAAGGAGCUGAAGGAUCUGAGAACGAAAGUUUCCCAGAUGCAGGCUGACCUUGCAGAGCGUGAGGCUUGUGUUUUGGACCUAAAAGAGAAAGCAUCCUCCCUGGCCUCUUCGGCUCUGAAGAAGGACAGCCGUCUGAAGAGUCUGGAGAUCGGUCUGGAGAAAAAAAAGGAAGAGUGUGUCAAAUUGGAAAACCAGUUGAAAAAGGCUCAGAGUGCGGCCGUGGAGUCUGCGACCAGCACUGAACUCUCGGAACGAAUCUCUCGCCUGGAGCAGGAAGUGAGCCGUCACAAAGAAGAUGCUGGGAAGGCUCAGUCCGAGGUGGAGCGCCUCCUCGACAUCCUCAGGGAGAUGGAGAACGAGAAGAACGACAAGGAGAAAAAGAUCCAUGAGCUGGAGAGAAAGCCCUCUGCUUCUCAUCUGUGGCAUUCUCAGCCGUUGCGAAAGCAGGCCCCUCCCCUGUCUGCCUCUCAGCAGCCAAUGGGGGGCCUGGUGUGGGACUACCUUGGCACUCUUGCCUCCAGGCAGAUGAAGGAUCAGUCCAAGAAGGUGGCCAACCUGAAGCACAACGAGCAAGUGGAGAAGACCAAGAAUGUCCAGCUGAUGGAGGAGGCCAAGAAGAGGGAGGACAAUCUGAAUGAGAGCUCCCAGCAGAUAAAAGAUUCUCUGCGCAAUAAGGAGGAGCGCAUUGAGGAGCUGGAAGAGGCUCUGAGAGAAAGCGUUCAGAUCACUACAGAGCGAGAGGUGGUGCUCGCUCAGGAGGAGCACGCCCGCACACAUGCUGAGAAACAGCUGUCACACAUUGAGCUCAACGCGGCCGGCUUUAGGUGGUCAAAGGUGGAAGACCUGCUGGUUGCCAUGGAAAAGGUGAAACAGGAGCUGGAUGUGAUGAAAGCCAAGCUGUCAUCCACUCAGCUGUCACUGGCCGAGAAGGAGGGUCACCUGACCGCCCUGCGGGCCGAGCGGCGGAAGCACCUGGAGGAGGUCCUAGAGAUGAAACAAGAGGCGCUGCUGGCGGCCAUCAGCGAGAAGGACGCCAACAUUGCCCUGCUGGAGCUCUCCUCAUCCAAGAAGAAGAAAACCCAGGAAGAAGUGUCAGCACUGAAGAGGGAGAAGGACGGCCUUGUGCAGGAGCUCAAACAGCAGACUCAAAACAGGAUGAAGUUGAUGGCUGACAACUACGAGGACGAGCACCUGAAGGCUGAGUUGCCUAACAACCACAAGCCCUCACCAGAUCAGAUUCUCUCUCCUCUCUUGGAUCUGGACCAGAACCGCAGCAAGCUGAAGCUGUACAUCAGUCACCUGACCUCGCUGUGUCAGGAGCGAGACCCCGUCAUACUGCAGGACUUAGCACCGCCCCCGGCCUAUCACCGCAUAGACUCCGCCUCCUGGCACGCAGCGCUGCACAGCAUGACGCAGGAACAGUUGGAGGCGGAGUUAGUGUUGUGCGAGAGGGAGGGGGCGGAGCUUCAGGAGUACGCCAACCAGGUCCUGCAGCAGAUCGCCGACCGCUGCCCCGACAUUUUGGAGCAGGUGGUCAACGCUCUGGAGGACAGCAGCUGACAAAGUGGACGUCCAUCGGCGGAGAUGUCCACAAUCCUACAUAAUAAUAAUGAAUAAUUUGUGUGCACAGUGAGUGUUGACGUGCACGUUGUCGUCUUCGUCUCCUUCUGGACUCAGUGACUGACUCGCAGUAAUUCAUCCUUGACUUUACACUUUUACGUGUGACAACUUAAGGAAGGAAUAUUCUUGUUAUAAGUGGGGAGAAGACGUAAAAGUUACAUAUUUUUGCUUUUGCUAAUAUACUGUAUAUGCAUACAGUAUAUGAUAUGUGUGUAUAUAAAACUACAAUUUAGGACAGAUGAGAAUCAUCAAAGUGUGGAUGAAAAAAUUUAAUAAAAUAGGAAAACACUUUUCCUCACA
Messenger RNA from Nerophis lumbriciformis (worm pipefish), 4472 nucleotides. NCBI's taxonomy places the organism in Eukaryota, Metazoa, Chordata, Actinopteri, Syngnathiformes, Syngnathidae. The record is from RefSeq and is a predicted model, not a curated record.